AUGGAAGGAUAUGUACAAUAUUGUGAUGAAGAGUGCAAGCAGAGAGCAAAAUAUUAUGAUGAAGCUGAUGAGAUGUAUUAUUGAGAAUUACAUUUCAGGAAAAAUAACCAACCAAAGAGUGCAAUUAGACUCACAUCACAAAGUGAAGUUAAAGAUGAUGUUAACCUCCUUGAGAAAGGUCUCAAGACCUUCUUAAUUUUUAUUAAAGAGAAUUACGAUAGAAGAUCUCAGCCAAAUCUGGAGGAAAUCUAUGAGAAGUUCUCCAAAGAGCUUGAUAAGCUCAACAAGCAAAUAAGGAAAGCUGAAUCCCAUCAUCAACCUUUCUUAUUUGCCAAGUAUAAAUAAGCAGGCGGAGCUAAUGAAGAAAGCAAUUAAUGGUGAAAUUGAUUUCAAUGAUUUCACAAAUAACUUCUUCUGGAAUCUUUUGAAGGAAGAAGGUAGAACCCCUUCUUCUUCGCAACUUAUUUAUGACAUUUACAGAAACCUAGAGGAAGUUGAUCUUCAUCAAGAAGAGUUUAUCAGGAGAAAUGCUCAUAUCAAGAAAUUAAAGGCGAGAAUAAAAGAGUUGAAAUAAAGAAAUCUCCAGACUCCAGGAAUCCAAAGAGCCUUCUUCUCCCACUGACUCCAUUCCUGAAAGCAGCUCCUCAGCCUCUUCUUCUGAAGAAUUUGAGUCACCUCUGCAAGAAGAGAUGAAAUAAAGAUUCUAGGUGCCGUGAAUUUGUGGAAAAGAUAGAGAAAGAGAAGGAAGCUGUUAUUGGGUUGGAAGUACCAUACGGCAGGAAAUUACUUGGGCUGGUGGACAAGGAGUUAUUGUCCGGUGUGAAAAGAAUCAUUUUGGUGUCUGUCAGGAUGAUUAAUAAAAACCAACUCCACUCCUUCAUCUCCAUAACCCCUCCAAACCUGACCUACUUCUACCUCAGCUUAGGAGACUCCGCUGCAAAGAUCUCCCCCUACCUCCCUUCGAUCCUCCUCCUAAGUUCCAAAAUGAAAGGGAAACUCUGGAUUCACUGGUGCAGAAUCACUAAGAAAGAGAGAGACCUGAUGAACCAGACUUUUGGAAAAUCCACACUUGUGUACGGUGAGUUUAGGAUUUUGAUAUGUAGGUGGUAA
Moneuplotes crassus is the source of this 1110-nucleotide messenger RNA. NCBI's taxonomy places the organism in Eukaryota, Ciliophora, Spirotrichea, Euplotida, Euplotidae. The record is from the annotation of a GenBank genome assembly.